Ruditapes philippinarum (Manila clam) is the source of this 1864-nucleotide messenger RNA. RefSeq lists its product as uncharacterized. Gene Ontology annotation, biological process: cell-cell adhesion. Lineage: Eukaryota; Metazoa; Mollusca; Bivalvia; Venerida; Veneridae. The record is from RefSeq and is a predicted model, not a curated record. Gene Ontology annotation, cellular component: cell-cell junction. Gene Ontology annotation, molecular function: cell adhesion molecule binding.
UUAAACGAAUUUGUUUUCAGAUAAUCCCUGUGGGUUUGUCUCCCUGAGAAAUGAACGUGUACUGGAGGGCGGUAAUAUAAAUUUAGAAUAUUAUCCGUCUAAAACUGCAACGGCAAACCCUGAUGAUUUUACUCUCGAGUUUGCUCUAUCAAGAAAUGGACAUACGACAUUCAGAAAAACUGAAGAUGUUUAUAACAAAAUAGAUAAGACAGACAAUGGGAUGAAAGUACUUACUAUUUCCAUGGCAAACAUCAGUAGGAACGGAUAUUACAGAGUAAAAUGUGGCGGCAAUGUGGGGUUUACAAAUAAUGUCUCAGUGACUGUACUAGUGAGACCAAGUGCGCCAGCAUUCAAAGGUCUACAGGACAUUGAUGAAUGUAAGGAAUGCAUUGUUGGUUCUGACAAAGAGUACAUUGAAGUUCAUUGCAAGACAAGUGGCGGGACGCAACCCAUUGAUGUUAAUGUGACAGUAGGAGACAAGCAAAUCAAUGCCCUGCAGCAUAAUACAUCGGUUUAUAAAGCACUUAUCACACUUAAUAACAGUUACCACAAUACAACAGUCACUUGUGCUGUAAUGAAUAGUGCGUUAACAUCACCAUUAUUCACAACUGCCAAAGUGUAUGUUAUUAAGCCUCCUGCUAAAGUUGUGUUAUCAACACCAAGUUUUAUUAAAGAAGGAAGUCCUGUUAAUAUCACAUGUCAGAGUCAAAACUCAAGACCUUCUCCGAUUGUUUACUUAACCAUUUCCGGUGUAAAUGUGUCGCCUACUUACGUUAAUACAAUACCUACAUUCAAUAAAGAAACUUUGUUAUACAACAACACUACCACUUUGACAACAUUCAAACGAGAAUGGAAUAGGAAGGACAUCAUCUGUUGUAGUUGUCAUAAAUGGUACAACAUACCUAGAUAUUGUUCCAGUCAGGAACAAGUGAAAUUUCUGUUUCCUCCAUCUGACAUCAAACUUGAAAUCAAAUUUGACUCGGUAGAUCCACUUCAUAUGUAUGCUGUAUGUACACUGAACAAUUCAAAUCCGGUUUGCAGAGCUUAUUUCACGGCAGCCAGCAGAAUCAUCGGUUCAGAAAUGAACUCAAGUAACACGAGUCUUCUGCAUUGUGCGUGGAAAACAAAGUAUGUCGUUCACUUGAAUGUCAGUAAAGAAGACGAUGGUAAAGAAGUUACAUGUGCUGCCUUUUGUGCAGACUUCCAAGACAUGGAACUAAGAGACACAAAAACAAUAAAAGUCCCAUACCGCCCCGUCAUAAAGUUCGAUAUUUCUGGACCAAUGUUAAGUAUUACUAAAGGAGAAAAAGCACAAGUUAAAUGUAUAGCUGACAGCUAUCCCGCUUCUAAUAUAUCUUGGAUUGAGAUGACAAAUAAGAAAGACAAAGUCAAGAAGCAAUGUGAUUAUGAAAAGGAAUGUGUGUUAGACGUAAAUGCAGAUGUCAUCUCUGAACAAUACUUUAUGUGUGCGAUACGCUAUUUGCAAUUCCAAGAUUAUAAAACUUUGAUUGUUAAUAUCCACGAACCUGACAGUGUUGAUUUUAUAAAUGUGAUACUCAUUGCCGGAAUAUGUUCAGCGCUUCUUGUAAUAGUUGUCAUAGUUGUCUUAAUCAUCAGAGACAAGCGGAACAAUGAUCAAGCGAAACAUGACACAGUUCUUGAAAGAAACAGUCUUCCUUUGCGAGAAAAUGAAUAUAUUGAAACAACAAACGAUGUUGCCGAUGCAGACGAUCAGCAGGAAGUUACAUAUUCCCAACCAAUAAAGAAGCAAAAAGUUGCCACAGUGUGUGAUGAUACAUAUGCUGAAGUAGAUAAAACAAGAAAUAAAAAACAACCAGCUACAUGUUCAGCCACCGAGAGUCAG